UUGCCACCUGUCUUGUAUGAAGAUUAUAUUUGCUGUUUUGCAGUCAGGAAAAUUUGGGAAGCUCAAUAAACCUAUCCAGUUUCCUGAAAUACUUGACUUGGCACCUUUUAUAAGUGGGACUAGUGAUUUGGCUAUAUACAGGCUAUAUGGGGUAGUUGUUCACCUGGAUACUAUGAAUACUACUUUUUCGGGUCACUAUGUAUGCUAUGUGAAGAAUUUUCAAAGCAGGUGGUUCAAGGUCGAUGAUAGCGUGGUGACAUCUGUUGAAUUGGAAAGCGUCUUGGCAAAAGGAGCAUACAUGCUUUUCUAUGCAAGGUGCUCACCUAGGGCCCCUAGAUUAAUCAGGAACAGUAUAGUAUCUUCAGAUUUAAAAUGGAAACUCAAUGGAAAAACUGCCGUAGUGAAGGGACGACUAUCUACUGUUUCCGGUGCUGGAGUUAAUUUGACUUCUGUAGAUGGUUCACCUUCCUUUGAUGCUAUCUAUUCAAAGUUUCUCCGCCAGAGAAGGAUUUUGGAAGAAGAUUCAUCAAGUGAUAAUUCAUCCCUUAUAAGCAGCAAUUCUGACGAAGGUUCUUGCAGUACAGAUAGCACGAGUGAUUCAACCAGUACGGAUGACUUUGCUGAUUAUAUUUUUGGUGAUUUGGGACGCGGCUCAGGCGGCACGUUUAGAAAUUCAGACUCAAAGAUUUCCCCUUCAUUGUCGUCUUCUCCCCACUCUAGAUAUUUUCCCUCUUGUGAUAUUUGACCCACAUGAUUCAGUUUUGCUGCAUUCAACUGGGUUCCAACCACCUCCCCCAAGUUCAAAGGUGGAGAUAGAUGGUGUUUUGUACAGGAACAGGCUUGGUAGAUAGUUAAAGGAAUGGUGGAGGUGUUUGCCCUUUUUGAUCCUGACAAUAGAGCAUAGGAAUAGGAAGUUAGAUACAAGUGGUAGGACUAGCGUUAGUUUUAGGGAGACUGACUCUGUACAGGGAGCAGGAUAGAAAUUGUGGUGUAUCAUGCUUGUAUAAAGUCAAGUUAUACAAAGGUUGGGAUGCCCUGAACCGUAACCGUAAAUAAUAAUAUAUUUGUAGGUUAGGCUGCUCUCAUUCUCACCAAGUCCCAAAUCAUUUAAUUGUUUCUACACAUAAAGAUUACUGUCAUAUUUUUCUAUUUCUUCUGUAAAUCAAAAACAUUUGAGAUAUUCAGUAACAAACAAUAUACUGCUUAUGUUUC
Vigna umbellata (rice bean) is the source of this 1212-nucleotide messenger RNA. NCBI's taxonomy places the organism in Eukaryota, Viridiplantae, Streptophyta, Magnoliopsida, Fabales, Fabaceae. The record is from RefSeq and is a predicted model, not a curated record.